Molecule: messenger RNA, 345 nt
Organism: Phaeodactylum tricornutum CCAP 1055/1
Lineage: Eukaryota; Bacillariophyta; Bacillariophyceae; Surirellales; Neidiaceae
Exons: 2
Coding region: 1-345 (114 amino acids)
Source: RefSeq, a predicted model, not a curated record
AUGAAGAGUGAGGACUGGAAUCUUGCAAAUGCUCGAGUCACUGUUUUAGGAAUUCCUCGAAAGGCUGAUACAGUCUUCUCAGGCUCGGUUCGUUUGACGAAACGAUCCCGCGGGGAAUCCUCCUCCGAGUCGUCAGUGGCCACCAGUGUAAAUCUCAUGGACGUAGAUGCAUCACAUUCUAUCCCUAAAUUGCCUUUACCGAGUGAAGACGAAAUUCUGGUUCAGAUGAUCGAACGAAGCGGUGCGUCUUCCUACAGUGAGAUUGUCAAUUUUUGCCGCUCAGCAGGGAUUCCUCUGUCUCGAAUGUUUCGACUUGAUUUAAUGCGCAAGUCGUCACCUGCAUAA